Molecule: messenger RNA, 2097 nt
Organism: Folsomia candida
Lineage: Eukaryota; Metazoa; Arthropoda; Collembola; Entomobryomorpha; Isotomidae
Product: retinaldehyde-binding protein 1
Exons: 7
Coding region: 1216-2028 (270 amino acids)
Cellular component (GO): membrane
Molecular function (GO): phosphatidylinositol bisphosphate binding
Source: RefSeq, a predicted model, not a curated record
UUUGUAUCUGCAUACGAAGAAGUACUCACACCUCCCUCCCGUUUUUAAUCCCUCAAAUUAUUACGCAGAUUUUGCAACUAAUCCCAACUUUUUUUCCCUACAUAUGCCAAUUAAGUGCACACUUUUAAUCCCCAAGCCAUCACAACAACCUUGACUUUAGUCCCAUGCCAAUUUGCAUUCUAAGAAAGAACACCUUUUCCUUCGUACCACGAAUCAGCAAGUCUCGAUUUGUCUGUCUGCAUACUCAUCCACUCUUGUUAAUAAGAUCCCCUUGGAUUUUUUAGUGUCAUCUCGUCCACCAGUCAGUCAGUCACUAAUACCAAGUUGGAUUUACACUACAAGUACUACCGCAGUGGGCGAAGGUGUACUAAUAACACGGCAAUUUAAUAUUCCUCUUCUACUUCUGAAAUCAUCUCCGUCAGUCAGUUGCUAGCUGGCUUCUUGGCGUUGCGUUCUUCACCAUAACCUUUACCAGAAGUUUGAGAAGAUUUCGCCAAAAAAUUUCUCUCUCCAAAAAAUCCUUUAGCCAACCAACCAACCAACCAACCGAGCAGCAACAAACAAAGGAAGAAAAACCAAUCAUUUAUCGAAUCGAGGAGUGAAGUUAUAUGUAACAGAGAUAUAACAUCACAUCACAACCAAGAUUCGCAAAUAAUCGAGACAAGAAUCUUCCGUAGCUCUCUCUUUAUUAUUAUUAUACUACAUACUUUGCAAGUAUUUAGUAUUCCGUUUUAGUUACCACCACCACCUUAUACUUACCGUCGUGGUUUGGUUACAUAUAGUGGGAUAACUUUUGACCGUGUGUAAGUAAGGUUGGAUCAGUUAGUCGAUCCAUAUCAAGUUUCAAACUUAUUUUGCACACGAUUCUGCACUACCCAGAAGAGCAGCAAAGUUCACUUUUACUAUCGAUCAAGAAAACUUGAACAGAUCAAGUGCAGUUAAAAAAUUGUGCAUUUGUUUUAUUUACGACUUUUUUGUGCCGUGCAUAAGAGUGUGGAAUAAAAAUAAUAAUUUUCCGCAUUAUUAAUUAUUUCGUGGAACGGAACUUGAGUUGGAAAUUCCAACUUGGAAUUAUUGCAAAGAUUUAAAAUAUUAAUAAGUUUCUAACUCGUGGAAUAAUUGUACCGUGAGAUUUUUCUUGGAGCAAAUUGGAGCAGGGCUGAAAUAAAAUUAUUUAUAUUCGUGUCUUUACUCUUUGUUGCUGACGUAUGUAAAAUGGGAAGUUGUCGGAACAAGAGGUCUUCUGAAGUGGAGUGUUUGAAGGCACUCAAGAAGCUGAAGGAAGGAGAUGAAAAACUGAGAGGAUGUCAGCUAUCAGACGAAUUCCUUUUAAGGUUCGUCCGUGGAAAAAAUUGCGAUUCAAAGUCUGCCUUUGAAACGCUAAAGAAUUAUGCUCACAUCCGUCGAGACAAGUAUCGUCACCUAUUUGCUAAUUAUCACCCCUCCACGGUUCGUCAUGUCUUUGAUUCUGGUAUGAUCAGGGUCCUCAAACACAGGGAUGACUUUGGACGACCAGUGUUCGUCAUGAGGACGGACAGUUGGGACGUCACGGAAAUUUCGAUAAACGACAUUCUGAUAACCACCCUGCUAAUUUUGGAGGAAUUAUUAUAUUCCAAAGAAACCCAGGAAAAAGGCGUCGUUAUCAUUAGGGAUUACGAUAAGUUUGGCUUAUCUCACAUGCGACUUUGCACAUUGGGGGAAAUCAAGAAGGCGUGUACCAUUUUUGUGAAUAGCUUCCCAUGCAAGUACAAAGCAGCUCAUAUAAUCCGGAACUCGUACUUUUUCCAUUGUCUUCUCAGCAUGGCGAAGCCCUUUAUGCCGAGUAAACUUAGGGAUCGAUUUUUUGUCCACGGGUGGAACAUGGACUCUUUAUACGCACACGUGUCGCCAGACGUUCUUCCGGAAUUCUUGGGUGGUCGAUUAUCCGAGGAGGACGCUUGGGACACCUCCCUUGAAGAACGUAUAUUUAAGAAUGACGAAAAUUUUAGAAAUGUCAAUUCCAAUUUUAUUACGGGUGGCAGUUUGUGAUGCAUGGGUUGAAAAUAAGAUGAAAAAGUAUAUGCUAUUUGUGAUCAUGUUUUUAUAUAACACUAAAAA